CAGAGGCGUGUGUGUGACACAGACAGAGACAGCAAUAUUUCGCCAUCGCUCAGCUCAGCGUCAGUUGUGGACGAUAAAUGGGGAAUGUGUGUGUGACGGUGUGAUGUGUCGGCCGAUGUGCGCCGCGACGUUUGUGCCGCAGUAGCGCAGCAGGAAGCGGCUCAGAGGGGCUUAAAACAUCACAUGUAGGACCACGGAGGGGCCUGUGAGAGUCCCGUACCCUGGGUUUUACCUCUCAGGACUGGGAGAGUUGAAGAAGGGUCAAUGGAGGAGCUGGAGCCAGAGGAGCAGUUCCUGCAGUUCGCCCGCAAUGGAGAUCUGCAGGGCAUUCAGAGGCUCCUCAUGUCCACGAUAAAGGAAGAGACACAGAUCAACAUAAACUGCAAAGGUAAGAGAAAGUCCAAUCUGGGAUGGACGCCUCUUCACCUGGCCUGUUACUUUGGACACAAAGAUGUGGUGGAGGAGUUACUGAAGGCGGGUGCAGAUGUUAACUUGCCCAACAAUGUGGGAGAUACACCGCUGCACAAAGCUGCCUUCACAGGAAGAAAGGAGGUUGUCAUGCUGCUGCUGCACUAUGAUGCAUGUGCUACUGUCAUCAAUGGGACAGCACAGAUACCCAAAGAUGUCACUCAGAAUGCAGAGAUCAGAAGCAUGUUAGAAGCGGCUGAGAGAACAGAGGAGAGGAAACUGGAGGAGGAACUUUUGGAAGCUGCACGAGAAGGAGACCUUUCAUCUCUAACUCAGCUGCUCAGCAGGAAGAAGACCCCAGACAUCAACUGCACAGAUCUGCUGGGCAACACUCCGCUGCACUCUGCAGCCUAUCGAGGCCAGAAGCAGUGUGCCCUGAAGCUACUUAGAAGUGGAGCCAGCCCCAACAUUAAGAACAAGAAAGGCCAGACGGCGUUUGACCUGGCGAGUGAUACAGCAAUGAAGCAGGUCCUUGAAGGCAGCGUUCAUCGAGGUAUGACCCGCCAUGUCAGGAAGUAUGAGGGACUCCUCUGGAAGAGCUCCAGAUUUUUCGGCUGGGGCUCCCACUGGGUCGUCCUCCAGGAUGGGGUUUUGUCCUGGUACUCAAAACAGUCAGAUGCAGCUGCCAAUGUCAGGAGGCAAGGCUGUAAGUCCCUCACACAUGCUCAGUGUUUGAUCCGAGCCAAAGACAGCUGCUUUUUUACCCUCAAGUGCUUCGAUGACAGCGUGCACCACUUCAAAGUAUCAACUAAGAACGACCCGGAGGCAGCGAGAAAAGCUUGGCUGGACGCUCUGGAGGAGCACUCGGCUUACAGCACACACUACUGCUCCCAAGAGCAGGGCAGCGAGGAGGAGGAAGAGGAGGAAGUGAUGUCACUCGGGGCGCUAACAGACUCACUACAGGCAGCAGAGACCAGUCAGAGGAAACUGGAAAAAGAAGUGGAAGCUUUGCUCAGCAUGCUGAAAAAUGACGGGCUGGCAGAAAGGUUUCCAUCUGCCAUACCGCAGAAAUUGCAAGAAAUCUGUGAGUUGUCCAGCGAGACCAGCUCCAGUCUCAGUGUGUGUCUCAGCCUCCUCUCCAAACAGGAAGGGGUGCGCACUCUGAAAUUGGAGCAGGAGGUAGAGAAGAAUAAGAUCCUCUCUGAAGCGCUGCAGACUCUCGCCACGGAGCACCACGAACUUGAGCAAUCUGUCGUCAAGGGAUCUUCACCGCGGAGUGCCCUCAGCGAGGAUGAGUUCCACGACGCCGUGUCUGAUUCGGACUCUGAGGUCUCCCUGAGCGGCUUUGAGACGGUGGCCAGCCAUUCCUUUGACGAGGACGAGGAGGAGGACGAAGGCUCUGUCAUGUUAAGCAGCCCUUGCGGCAGCCCCACCAGCAUGCUGCAGGAGGAUCACCAUGGCGACAAGGACGAGACUCAACCCAACGGGAUCACAAAGCAUAGGACCAGCUUACCUGCUCCAAUGUUUUCAAGAAAUGACUUCAGUAUUUGGAGCAUCCUGAGGAACUGCAUUGGAAUGGAACUCUCCAAAAUUACAAUGCCGGUGAUUUUCAACGAACCGCUCAGCUUCUUGCAGCGUCUGACGGAGUACAUGGAGCACACUUACCUUAUCCACCAGGCUAACACCUCCUCCGACUCCAUUGAGAGGAUGAAGUGUGUGGCUGCAUUUGCAGUGUCCGCUGUGGCCUCCCAGUGGGAGCGGACAGGUAAACCCUUUAACCCGCUGCUGGGAGAAACCUACGAACUGGUCAGAGAGGAUCUGGGGUUCAGGCUCAUAUCGGAGCAGGUGAGCCACCACCCUCCAGUCAGCGCCUUCCAUGCUGAAGGCCUGAAGCAAGACUUUGUUUUUCAUGGAUCCAUCUACCCCAAACUCAAGUUCUGGGGCAAGAGUGUGGAAGCAGAGCCGAAAGGCAUCAUCACGCUGGAGCUGCCCAAGCACAAUGAAGCCUACACAUGGACAAAUCCUACAUGUUGUGUUCACAACAUCAUUGUGGGUCAGCUGUGGAUCGAGCAGUAUGGAAAUGUGGAGGUGAUCAACCACAAAACUGGUGAAAGAUGCUACCUGAAUUUCAUACCAUGUGGCCUUUUUGGCAAAGAACUGCACAAGGUUGAAGGGUAUAUUCUGGAUAAAAGCAAAAAGAAGCUGUGUGCUCUCUACGGGAAGUGGACAGAGUGCCUGUAUGUUGUCGACCCUGCUGCCUUCGAAGCACACAAGAAAAACGACAAGAAAGGAGCAGCAGAGAAAAAAGGCAGCAAAGCGAGCUGCAGUGAGGAUCAGGAGGAGGUUCCCUCUCCAGCUGCAGACACUGUGGAGAUGAUUCCUGGCAGCCAGCUGCUGUGGAGAAUCGCACCCAGGCCGGCCAACUCUGCAGAGAUGUACAGCUUCACGUCCUUUGCGAUGCAACUAAACGAGCUGCAUAAGGACAUGGAGGGACUCAUUCCUCAGACUGACUGCAGGCUGAGGCCAGACAUACGAGCCAUGGAGAAUGGUGACAUUGACCUCGCCAGUGAGGAGAAGAAAAGACUGGAGGAAAAACAGAGAGCUGCUCGCAAAAACCGCUCCAAAAAUGAUGAAGAGUGGAAGACGAGGAGUCCUGCCCUGGGCCCAAGGUGGUUUCAGCAGGGACAAAACCCUCACACCAACGCCCAGGACUGGCUCCUCUCUGGUAGAUACUGGGACAGGAAAUACAGUCAGCUGCCAGACAUUUACUAACGGACGUUUCCUGCAGAGAGAAACUAACACCAAACAGUGUCCUUCACACGGAGCAGCAUUAACUGUCUUUCUUUUUUAAAUGGAGUAGCUACAGUGACUACAAACAUUAUGCAAACCUAAACUGCGUGGCCUUAUUCUACUCUAUGACGGUAAAACUGUGCAUAAAAAUGUCAAUAAUCAAUAUUGAAAAAUUCUGAAAUAUAAAGUUGUUUGCUUUGAAAUGUAGCAUUUGUAUUUACAUUGAGGUUGUUUCUGUUCUAAUGGACUUGUAGCACACUUUGCUAAAAGUUCAUGAUUUUACUGACCACCUGUCUUAUUUUAAAUGUUCAUAAUAGUGUUUUGACUCUAAAUGUAUAUCUGUGUACAUACUUUACACAAAUCCAACCACCAGUGACCUCAUCGUGUCGUUCACAUUCCCUCUGGGCUCCCGACUCACUAAAUCACAAGCAUGUAUUUGUUUUAUUUUGCCUUGUAAAAAAAAUGAGGCUCAAAAAACAUACUCAGAGAAAAACAUAUUUUCUAUACCAAUAUUACACCUGUUUUGUUUUGUCCGCUGAAUUCUGUGUCUGCUGUGCUCACUACUUUAUAAAGCACACGUCAGAACUGAGCUCUGUGAAAAGGUUUAUUAAUAUUUUUGUGAAAAUCAAAAAUGUGUGUAUCAUACAACCUCUGAGAGUAAAGUUGUCAUGACCCUGAA
Messenger RNA from Epinephelus lanceolatus (giant grouper), 3877 nucleotides. RefSeq names its product oxysterol binding protein-like 1A (gene osbpl1a). Gene Ontology annotation, cellular component: plasma membrane; perinuclear endoplasmic reticulum; cytosol. The record is from RefSeq and is a predicted model, not a curated record. Lineage: Eukaryota; Metazoa; Chordata; Actinopteri; Perciformes; Serranidae. Gene Ontology annotation, molecular function: protein binding; cholesterol binding.